ACCCGUCUCGAUCCACGCCGCUCUUCUCCCCACUUUCGGCCUCCCCUCUCCCUCCGCCGGUCGAAUCGGCGAUGUCAUCGUCAGAAUCCGCCGAGCGGAGGGAGCUCCGGAGAGAUCUCCGGCGAGAAGAAGGCCGGGAGCGGGAUGCUUCAGACGCUGCAGCUCGGAGGGCUGUUUGGAUUGUGGUAUCUCUUCAAUAUCUACUUCAACAUCUAUAACAAGCAGGUGCUGAAAGUUUUUCCUUACCCUAUGACCAUGACUACAGCUCAAUUUGCUGUCGGGACAGUCUUUGUACUCCUUAUGUGGACUACAAACCUUCACAAGAGACCUAAGAUUUCUUCUUCACAGCUUAUGGCGAUUUUACCAUUGGCCAUGGUCCACACGAUGGGAAACCUUUUCACUAAUAUGAGCCUAGGCAAAGUUGCUGUUUCAUUCACUCACACAAUUAAAGCUAUGGAGCCUUUCUUCUCAGUUCUUCUAUCUGCCCUGUUCCUUGGAGAGAUGCCUACUCCUUGGGUGGUGCUUUCUAUCAUUCCAAUUGUUGGUGGUGUGGCUUUGGCAUCCAUGACUGAAGCUUCUUUUAACUGGGCUGGGUUUUGGAGUGCAAUGGCUUCCAAUGUGACUUUCCAAUCACGUAAUGUGCUUAGCAAAAAGCUCAUGAUUAAGAAAGAGGAAUCUCUGGACAACAUAAAUCUCUUCUCUGUUAUAACAAUUAUGUCAUUGUUCCUGUUGACCCCUGUAACUCUGUUUGUGGAAGGUGCCAAGUUCACUCCUGCAUAUGUGCAGUCUACGGGUCUGAAUCUUCAACAAAUUUACACGAGAUCACUCCUUGCUGGGUUAUGCUUUCAUGCUUAUCAACAGGUUUCUUACAUGAUUCUGUCUAAAGUUUCGCCCGUCACCCACUCUGUUGGUAACUGUGUGAAGAGGGUGGUAGUCAUCGUGACCUCGGUCCUCUUCUUCAGGACUCCUGUUUCUCCCAUCAACUCUCUUGGGACUGGGGUGGCUCUCGCUGGUGUUUUCCUGUACUCGAGGCUGAAGAGAAUCAAGCCGAAGGCAGCAUGAGUUACAUCUUUGUGGUUAUUUUAGCAUGUCCCUGUAAUUUCCUUCCUUCUCUAUUUCCCCCUUUUUCUUCUUACUUUGAGAAAUUAGUCAUCUUAGAUCUGUCUAUGCGGUUAGCUUUUGUGUAGGGAGCUCAAUUUUUUGUACUUCGCCACUUCUAUCAAUUUUCAAGUGGUAACAAAUGAUAAAAACCUACUCAAUUUUUUAUUUUGCUUGUGUUGUUGAUUUAA
Molecule: messenger RNA, 1289 nt
Organism: Asparagus officinalis (garden asparagus)
Lineage: Eukaryota; Viridiplantae; Streptophyta; Magnoliopsida; Asparagales; Asparagaceae
Product: phosphoenolpyruvate/phosphate translocator 1, chloroplastic-like
Exons: 9
Coding region: 145-1062 (305 amino acids)
Biological process (GO): transmembrane transport
Cellular component (GO): Golgi apparatus; membrane
Molecular function (GO): antiporter activity
Source: RefSeq, a predicted model, not a curated record